AAGAGCCGGUUGCAGUGCAAAGACUACAGCGGGACGUGGCUGCAUAUAAGACCCAUACUUUCUAUUUGAUUGGUUCUAAACGGCUUUUCACUCUCGAUAGCGCCCAUCAUAUACCGCGAAUGGAUUUCCUUGGUGAGAUCAGUAGCCAAAUUUAGCUCACCAUCAAGUAAAAUCUGCUAACCCCCGCAUGUUCCAAGCUUGUGAGCUCAAUUACCUCGCUUUUACUUCUAAAUAACUUGAUUUUGAAAAAAUAAAGCACAAAACUUCUCGUCUUUUUCGUUUUCAUUUUCCUACUUUGGAGUUCCUAUCCGAGAGACCGGAUCUCCCUCCCCUUUUCUAAUUCUCCCCCUUAAGAAAAGUAACAGCACAGCUUUACGCUGUCAGACCAUAAUACAAACAUUUGCCAUCCCUCUUACUCUACGUUCGUUUUACUAUUCGCAUGUUUCGCGUCCCGUUUACCGGUUUCCUUUCGGUUGUUAGGUCCUGUUGCACAACCGCAAACCCACAACAAAAAUCGGCAAACAACCGUGACAAUGGGGAUAGCUGAGCGGAGGUCCCUUCGCUCCUGUAUUACACGGCCAACUCGCCCACAGAAAACAAUACUCGCUGUUUUCGCCUUUCUAUUCAUAUUCUAUAGUUUGACUCCAUCCGAUAGUCCGCUAAGAUCAUUUUUUCGGUUCCAACAUAACGUUAUCCAAGAUUAUUACCAGAAUAACCACCCGAGCGAUUCUUGGCUCUUUAAGCCGCAGCCUUACCCGGUCGACCCAAUUAACGAUGUCGCCAUAAUUAUAAAAACUGGGUUUGGUACCAGAAAUCGAGUUUCAAAGGCGUUGCAAGCGUUGGGCAACGAGUCCUUCUUUGCCGAUACCGUUGUCGUCCAGGACUUUCCACUACUCCCCGACCAGACGAAUUUGACAUUGGCAAAUGGCAAAAAGGUGCCGGUUGUUGAUAUUAUUAGGUGGAACCUAGAGCGAGGCGCAUUGAAGGGCCAUGAGCAUGAUGAACGGAUAAUGAAAUAUUCAACUCUUUGCGAGGCCAUCGAGGGCGAAGAAUGGAUGCUCGCGGAUGGGCUGGGGAAAAACAUGGGUUGGGAAAUUGAUGCAAUGAAGUUUCUUCCCAGCCUCGAGUAUGUCUGGCAGAACCUACCAAAGAAGAAGUGGUAUAUUAUGGCAGAUGAUGACACCUACAUCAUCAAAUCCUCCCUGCUCCUUUUAUUAGGGCAUCUAAAUUACGGAAAGCCACACUUCAUCGGGAACCCGGUCGGAGAUUACAAAGGCCGUUUCCCACAUGGUGGGUCAUCCGUGGCCAUGUCCGGCGCCGCUCUCAGCAAACUAUUCGAUCAACACCCCGAGGUUGUAGCCGAAGGUCAUCAGGAGUCACCAACGGCGAUCUGGGGCGACAAACUGCUUUCUACGACGUUCAUGAAAGUUGGUAUCUACCUUGAUGAGAGCUACCGACGCUUCUUUAACGGUGAGCCCCCAUGGAUGACCCGGAUGUGGAUCGACCGGUUCUGUCUCCCAUUACUUUCAUUCCACAGCCUAGGAAGUGGCGACACUAUGCUCCAUGUUGGCGAGACAUUCAAGGAUAUGACAGAACCUGUAUUCUGGGGGCAAUUGGGGAAGAUUUACGGUGCACCUGAUUUCAAGUCGUUUAUUGCCGAGCCGAUCCGAAGUAAUAUUGACUUUGUUGGGCGACUCGACGAAUACAGCACGACUGUCGAUGAAGUCAAAGAAGUAGACGCGUGCGUCAAAAUUUGCCACGAGCAUCCAAACGAUUGCCUGGCCUGGACUUUCGAUCUUGGACGUGAAAAAUGCCAUUUUGCGCGAUGGGCGAUCGUUGGAGAUCACGUUGAGGGGAGGUUUUCGGGCGUGAAUGGACAGCUUGGUCAGAAGUUAGAAACCUCGUGUCAUUCACCACGAUAGAGCAACUUCUUCCGUUUUUUUUUCUUUUUCUUUCUGAGCUUCUUCUAUGUAUAUAUUAUAUGGAUUGGGAUGAAGCAAAUUACGGGCCUCACGCAUGUACUAUCCGGGUGGAUAGUGUUAUAGAAUUGUCAAGAGGAAAGGGAGACAAGAGGAGUAUGAAUUGGAAUGAUACCCGGGUGGGCUAUAAUCUGUAAUGAAUCCUAGAUGAACAUACAUUAAUCCUAAUUGGACUCAAGAACAUUUUUAGACUACC
Messenger RNA from Hypoxylon fragiforme, 2175 nucleotides. RefSeq names its product glycosyltransferase family 31 protein. The transcript is spliced from 2 exons. Lineage: Eukaryota; Fungi; Ascomycota; Sordariomycetes; Xylariales; Hypoxylaceae. The record is from RefSeq and is a predicted model, not a curated record. Bases 534 to 1922 code for a protein of 462 amino acids.